AUGAGGUCUGAAGACACGAGCACUGCCAAUUCUCCUGGCUUAGGUGGCCGCACAAAUCUGAGUCGACGUAAUGACACCAGGAGCAACAGCAACAGCAGCAGCAGCAGCAGCAGCAGCAGCAGUGGACAACGCAGCUUUCCACACGUGGACAGUGCCUAUUACCACGACAUUAUUAACCCAGCCGCGUCGUCUUCAUUUCCAGACGCAGCCUUCACGACAGCUACGGCGGUGGCGGGUAACCGCGCCUUGACCGGAGCGUUUUCGAGUAGCUCAACCAUGCACUGCGCCGCGUCGAGCGGGGGCCUUUACAGCUCUGCGGCUGACGCAUCCUCGCUACCUCAGCACUUGCCGCCUCGCUGGUUGCGGCAGCCGGGCGCUUUGUCGCCUCCUCGGACUCCGCGACCGCACGACCAACAGCAGCUACGACUAGCUACACCGCAGCCAUCGACGCAUGCUCAUGAAAACACCGAAGCGGCUACUGUUGCGAGCCGUCAUGAUUGUCUGGAGUCAGCCUCGUCAUUGCCUCAUGCAGAUGGUCGAAUCGCUGCAGCCGCUAUCGCUACCGCUGUACCUGAGGGGUCGUCGUCUUCACCAUAUCGCCGGUCACACACGCGGUCCGAGGCGCGCCUAUCCCCACCAUCUGCUGCCCACCGACGCACCUUUUACUUUCGGCCGGUGCGCACCGCGGAGUCGGUUUGUGUGGCUACGACGGCGUCUUCUUCAGAGUGGGUCCUCCUGAACGUUGGCGGCCGGCUCAUCACAACGACUGUCGGAACACUCAUGGCGGACCCCGACAGCGUGCUGGCGUCGCUGUGUGCGUGCCUUGUGUCUUCGCCAAGGCGGAGUGACAGCGUUGCCGGAAAGAAUAGCGGCUCGCAUCGCAGUACAGUUGUCACAUCACGGGAGGUCUCGGGACGCUGUGGAGCGGUCGCUGAGACAACGUUUCCUGAGGAGGAGGUGCCCGGGGGUGGAGCUCGGUGCAACUCACCUGGGCGCGACAUCUACAUUCACACUGCCGACCUCGCUGACAGCCGUGACGCCGACGGCUUGCGCAACAGGUCAUCUGAGAGCGGUGGCGCCUCCGCGGCCGGCGCUGCCUCCGUCGGCAGUGUCUGUGCGUCGCCGUCACCGGCUGCUGAGUAUGGGCUGUCACGUGUGCCCCAGCAUGACGAUGGUGGCGUGCAGCACGGUGGCGAUCGUUCUUCUCCAUUUUCUAGCCUUUACGCCUGCCACCGUCCAACGCACCGCUCGACUACCUCCGCUGCCUCGACAUCAACAUCUCCACAGUCGCCGCUGAAGCACCUGUCGCCUCAGCAGUCUUUGCGUCCCGCGAUGCGCGAAUCGCGGCCUGACUACGUGGCCGCCCACACGACGCCGCCAGUUAGUCUGCCAGUGAAUAUCAGCGUUGGCGAGGGCGGCGACGGCGAGGCGGUAAGUCCGCAACAGACGGCCUCUACCAUUCCCCUCGACACGGAUGGCGCCAACGCCAUCUUGCUUGACCUGGACGCUGACUACUUCCUACCGGUCUUGAACUACCUGAGGCAUGGUGCCGUCAUCAUCCCGCACCAACUCAGCGUGGCCGGCGUGCUGGCGAUGGCGGAGUACCUGAACGUGAUGGGGCUAGUGCGGGCACUGCGCCGUCCACAGAUGCCUCGGCGCGUGAUGCUGUUCAGCUGGGGCUCUGGCAGCAACGGAGAGCUGGGGACCCACGCCACACGGGACGAGCCGACGCCGACCAUGGCACAAGUGACGCCGUUCGGCGUGCGGGUAUGCGAAAUAGCGCUGGGGGCAAACUACAGCUGCGCCUUGAGCGACACCGGUAGCAUAUACACUUUUGGCAGCGGGGAGUGGGGCCAGCUGGGCCUCGGCGGAAGCGGGUGUCCUGUGCGCGGUGGCAGCAGUCCCCCAGGAGGUGGCGGUAGCAACGGUGUCGGUCAGGAUGGCGUCGAGGCACCGGUGGAGGUGCUUACCCCACGCCGGAUUCCACUGUUUGAGCAGCUGCCGGCGGUGCAUGUAGCGGCCGGGUACGCAUUCGCCAUGGCUAUUGUAGGGGGCCACCACGUGUACUUUUGGGGAAACAACAACCAUGGCCAAAGCGGCCGCGGACGGAGCCACUUCGACUUGUCGACGAAGAAGGUAGAGGCGCCAGUGCUGGUGGAAACGUUGGAGGGCAAAAACAUCAUCCAGCUAAGCUGCGGCAGCUUCUUCGCACUGGCUCUGAGCGCGGAUGGCUCCCUGUACAGCUGGGGAUUGGUCGACUGCGUCGGCCUCGGCACACCGGAGGAGGUGGAGCGACUCUAUCACGGUGUGCUCGGGGAGUCCCUUAGCAACGAACGCCGCGCUGUAGUGCUGACGCCGCAGCUGGUGACCGUGAAAGGCAGACGGCGGAUCGCUCCCGGUGAGGCAACUGUGACUGUGCCAGAGCGUAUUGUGCGCAUCCGUGCGGGACAGUGGCACAGUGGCGCCAUCAACGAGCACGGAGAGCUCUUCACGUGGGGUGUGGGCUAUCAAGGCCGGCUCGGACACGGCUCCAAGUCACCAGCCUACGUGCCGACGCUGGUGCGCGGCGCUCUUGAGGGCCAUCGCGUAGUGGACGUGGCUUGUGGCUCUUUCCACACCGUCGCCCUCACCGCUGCCGGUGCCGUCUUCUGCUGGGGUGACAAUGCGAGUGGGCAGUGCGGCACCACCGCGGGCAGCCCCGACGCCUUCACAGCGCCGUAUCGGGUCGUGGGUCUUGAGUACGUGGCUGGUGGUGUUGCGCGCAGCAUCGCUUGCGGCCGGCAACACACCGUCGUAGUGAUGGAGGGCCCACAGCCGUGGUGCCCGCAGCCCUGCUGCCGUGUCGACUCUGCUGAGUUUGGGUGCCACUCCCAUGCGCAGGUCUACUGCUUUGGCGAGGCAACCCGGACGGCAAACGCAAGCGGUUCGAGUGGUUCUGCUGUGGCCGCGGCUGCUGUAAGUGGUGUGGCGCGUGGCACUGUUUCCUCCGGUCACCUCGGGCUGCCUAUGGCUGCCAUCAGUGCAAGUGCUCUCCCCACCUCGCCAAGCCAUGGUCCCUUUAUGACGGGCGGUGCUGCUGCUGUGCUCCCGACUAGCUUGCCGCUACCGUGGACGGGAGGCCAUCACCACCCACACUAUCAGCUCGUGCCCGGCCUGCAGAUUGUCGAUGUGCGAGGUGUUGUGAGCGGGCUGCACCACACCUUCGCUUACGUGGAGGAGAUUUGUGCUGACGCACCGCGGGUCGUUGACCGCUUCGUGGAUGCACCGUCCGCUACAGCACGCGGCUGGGAGCACCGACCGAGCUACACCCCUUGUCUACCACCGCUGCUGCCACUCCAAGGGGCAUCGGCAGCGGAGAGUCAUGUGAGCCACUCGGCGUUCGCAUGGGGACCAAGCAGCAGCAGCGGCAGCGGCGGGGCAACCAUCAGCUGGACCCGGUCGUUUGCGCCACCACCACUGGCAUCGCAGCGGUUAUUGUCCGCGUACCGCGACCCAUGGUCAGAUGCCCCGAUUGAGAGCAGCACGGAUAACAUCAGCGGCCGCAUCACGCCCCUCACCCGGGCCCGCACGAUGCACGCGAGGUUGUGGAGCGGCGGCUCCAUGGAGGCGCCCUUCCCAGGUGCGGCUUCUCAGCAACAGCACCAUUACUUGAUGAGUCCCCUUGCGCGUAGGGAAGAUGCUGCGUACGUGGAGGUGAGUGGCAGUACCGGUGGUGAAGGGCGACAUGGUGGCUCUGCUGGUGCUGUCUGA
Messenger RNA from Leishmania braziliensis MHOM/BR/75/M2904, 3750 nucleotides. RefSeq lists its product as hypothetical. The coding region runs from base 1 to 3750 and encodes 1249 amino acids. Lineage: Eukaryota; Euglenozoa; Kinetoplastea; Trypanosomatida; Trypanosomatidae. The record is from RefSeq and is a predicted model, not a curated record. Gene Ontology annotation, molecular function: protein binding. The transcript has a single exon.